UCCAACAUGAACUCUGGGGAGCAGAGACGGUCUCUUUGAAGUUGAGUUUGCCGGCUGGAGUUGAUGCUGCACUUCUGAGACCCAUGAGUGACUGUGAGGAGACAGACUUCUUUUGGGAGUCUUGGACAUCACCUGGGAAAAGAAAAAGAAAAAAGGACUCCAAAAAGGACAAAAACAAAAAACGCAAAAACAACAUAACCAUGAAAACAGAUGAGAACAUCCAGAAAAAAAAGAAAAAGAAAAAAAAGGAAGCAAUGGAGGGAAGGAAAGAAAAGAAAAAAGAAAAGAAGAAAAUGAAAAACAGACUGGCUUUGGAACUAGAUGACAGCAGUAGUGCACAAUCAAAACCUACUGUGAAGCCUGAAGCAUCGAAUUCAUGCAGCAAUGACAAACUACAACUGGAUCACCUGACUCAAGACUCCAAGAAGAAAACUAAAAGAACAAAGAAAGUGGCGUUUGACUUAUCACCAGCCUACAUCCGUGUCAAACGUCCUAAAUUUGUCUCUUCAUCGCUGCAGUGUCCCAAAGAGAGCAUCCUCUUAGAAGCUGUGAGAGACAGGGAGAGCUGUUCACAGGUCACAGUGACAGGGCACUGCCUGGAUCAAACAUAUGAUAAUGACUCUCAAUGCAACAGUGAGGAUAUAAAUAGCCAGGACCUGUUUAUUACCCAGAAGACGUUCAAAGCAUCGCCCUCCGAACCUUCCAGUGGUGAAGCCAGUGACAAAGCCGUUACUACAACUCCUCAAAUGUUCACACAGCGAGACGAGCUGCACACGUCUGUGGUGCAGAUAAAACAGCAUCUUGAAGGAUCAAACAAAUGUCCACAAGACUCUCAUUUCCAUUUCCAGCAUCACAGAAAGGCAAAGGAGCACAUGAAGAAGCCAAAGACAGUACAGGUACUUCUCGCAGAAGAAGAAGAUGAGGAAGAAGAGGGGUUGAACAAAGCACAUCAGAAUCCCAAGAUACAGAUGGAGCUAAACACCAACCUUACUAAGGAGAAAGAAGUAUCAUGUCCUGUACAUAUAAAGCAAAGUGUGGUGAAUCCUUAUCUGGAUGUGCCAGUUGAUGUAAACCUCUCCCUGGAUGUUGCAAAGUCAAAGAAACAUUCCUGUACUUCAAGCCAACAGUCUAUUACAAGCACUUCCACACAGACAGAAAACUUCUUCACCACUGAACUCUCCUCCUACCUCAGCUUCUGCCAAAAAAGUAGAGUGACUGUACACUUUGAGGACUUGAAACCUUUGGACCUGAGUCUGCAGCAGAGGGCCAGAAAAGACCUGAACCUGCAUCCAUCUUGUUCUCCAGACAUGAAAGAUGUAGAGGUAAAGAAAGAGCCUUCUGGUCGACAACCUUGUUCUGCAAGCACACAUGGUAAAGGUGAAACAUCUCUGAGCCCCCAGUCAGAGUCUGAGCCUAAGUCUGCAGACACGACAACCUCCAGCGAGGACAACGAGCCCCCCUGUCGCACUGGCAAGCUGGACCUGACCCAGGUCAGAGCAGUCCAGAUGAGACUCAACGAGUCCUUCUUUUUCAAGACAAGAGGAGAAGGACAGUCACCCAGACCGGCGUCUCCACUGAUGAAACUCGCUCAGAGCAGAGAGGUGAAAAGCAGGAAGGGCCACUGAGGUCAUAUGGAGGGAUGGAAAUGAAGGUUUCUGGACACUAACCUGCGGUCAGUGGCUGCCACAUUCUUACUUUUUCUGCUAGACAGUGUUUAAUGUCUUGGGUUAAAGAGCAGCCAGGUAUCAGAUUAACAGGUAAAUUCAACUCUUGAUGCUAAAACUCAAUCUGAACCUUGUCCUUGAGAUCUGAGAAUCUUCAAAUAGUUCAAAUGGUCAUGAUGCAUGUUGUUCGGAAUAUUAAAAGGAAAAAAAUCCAGUCAUCUUUAACAAUAAGGAAAAGGAAAUGUAGUUCCAAAAUGAACUUCUGGAGAAAAAUCGCAAUCCUUAUUGUAGUAAUGAUGACUUGAUGUAUUUGUUAAUUGUUGGAAUUUCAAGUUAGACUUUAAUACAAUGUUGUUGGUAUAAGGUUUAAGAGUGCACAGGUUGUGUGUUACUCCCUUAAAUAUCAGUUUUAGAUACAGCUUUUUGAAUGUUUUCAGGAAACUAUGACAUCAACUUGUAGUUCAUAGCUUUGUUCGUUGUCUGUUCAGUAUGAAAGCAAGUCUUUUAU
Molecule: messenger RNA, 2172 nt
Organism: Siniperca chuatsi (mandarin fish)
Lineage: Eukaryota; Metazoa; Chordata; Actinopteri; Centrarchiformes; Sinipercidae
Product: daf-12-interacting protein 1
Exons: 3
Coding region: 84-1625 (513 amino acids)
Source: RefSeq, a predicted model, not a curated record